This is a messenger RNA of Miniopterus natalensis, 778 nucleotides long. The record is from RefSeq and is a predicted model, not a curated record. NCBI's taxonomy places the organism in Eukaryota, Metazoa, Chordata, Mammalia, Chiroptera, Miniopteridae.
AUGAACACUGCGGGGUACAGCAGUUGGAGUGGCAGCCUCCAGGAGGUGCCCGGAGGACACUGGAAACAGUGGAGAUGGCGAUUCCUCUUAGUGGCCCUGGCUCUCAUGGUCACCACAGUCCUGUGGGCCCUCAUUCUGAGCAUCCUACUUUCCAAGGGCCAGAGCCUGCAGACGGAUCUGAAGAGCGCGCGCUCCGAGCUCACCCAGGCGCAGGUGAAACUCGUGGAGCAGGAGAGCGCGCUGAAGGAGCUGAGCGACCGCGUGACCAAGAGCCUGGCUGAAGCGGGAAGGGACCGCGAGGGCAUCCGCAGCGAGCUGUACCGGGAGCUGGAGGGAGUCCGACUUGGAAACAGUUCCUGCUUGGAGUGCCCCACGUCUUGGCUGCCCUUUCGGGGCUCCUGCUACUUUUUUUCGGUGCAGAAGGCCACAUGGGCAGAGGCGCAGAAAAACUGCUCGGGCGCUGGUGCGCACCUGGUGAUUGUCGGGGACCUGGAUGAGCAGGGCUUCCUGAGUCGGAACACAGGAGGCCGCGGUUACUGGCUGGGCCUGAGGGCCGUGCGCCGCGGGAGAAAGAUCCAGAGCUAUCAGUGGGUGGACGGAGUCCGGCUCAGCUUCAGCUACUGGAACAAGGGAGAGCCCAAUGACUCUCGGGGGCUCGAGGACUGCAUCAUGAUGCUAGACUCGGGGCUAUGGAACGACGCCCCUUGCAGCAAUGAGAGGGACAACUGGAUCUGUGAGAAGAGACGCAGCUGUUGAGCCCACCCGGUGCCCCUGAGCC